This is a messenger RNA of Neocloeon triangulifer, 438 nucleotides long. RefSeq names its product elongation factor 1-gamma-like. Lineage: Eukaryota; Metazoa; Arthropoda; Insecta; Ephemeroptera; Baetidae. The transcript has 3 exons. The record is from RefSeq and is a predicted model, not a curated record. Bases 1 to 438 code for a protein of 145 amino acids.
AUGGUAGUGCUAGAUCAAGCUUUUGAAGCAGGUGAGGUCGAUUUGCACCGAAUCAAGUAUGUUUUCCUCAAGGUCUGCAAAGAGACCUUGAACGGUUCUGUUGCAAUCAUUCUCUACCUUGCCAAUGAAGAGUUGAAGGGUGGCAAAGAUGUCCUUGGUCAGAGCCGUGUGCUGCAGUGGCUCUACUUUGCACACAACCACCUUCUUCAUUAUGCACACCAUGGAAUGAAUUUCCCUCAACUGAAGGACGCCUUGAAAGCUCUGGACAAGCAUUUGCUCAACAACACCUACCUUGCCACUGAAAGGGCAACGGUUGGCGACCUGGCAGUUCUGAGCGCCCUGAAAAACGUCAAGGAGGCAGUGAACGAGCUGCGGUGUGUCAAGAGGUGGUGCACGACUUUGGCUGCCCACCCGAUUGGCAAGCAGGUCUACAAUUAA